Fulmarus glacialis (Northern fulmar) is the source of this 851-nucleotide messenger RNA. It is a transcript of the gene UCHL1, whose product is annotated as ubiquitin carboxyl-terminal esterase L1 (ubiquitin thiolesterase). The record is from RefSeq and is a predicted model, not a curated record. Gene Ontology annotation, molecular function: cysteine-type deubiquitinase activity. The annotation marks the transcript as partial. Gene Ontology annotation, cellular component: cytoplasm. The transcript has 7 exons. NCBI's taxonomy places the organism in Eukaryota, Metazoa, Chordata, Aves, Procellariiformes, Procellariidae. Gene Ontology annotation, biological process: protein deubiquitination; ubiquitin-dependent protein catabolic process.
ACCGAGCAGCAUGAGAACUUCAGGAAACAACAGACUGAGAAAAUAAAGGACCAAGAAAUCAGUUCCAAGGUGUAUUUCCUGAAGCAGACGGUCAGUAACUCCUGUGGGACAAUUGGUCUGAUACAUGCAGUUGCUAAUAAUAAAGACAAAGUGAAGCUUGGUGAGGGGUCUGCCCUGAAGAAGUUUCUUGAUGAAACAGCUGAUCUGUCUCCUGAAGAGAGAGCUAAGCAUUUUGCAAAUAAUAAGGCUAUACAAGAAGUCCACAAUUCGGUCGCACAAGAAGGACAAUGUCGGGUUGAGGACAACAGUUUGAACUUCCACUUUAUCCUGUUUGUCAAUGUGGAUGGACAUCUGUAUGAAUUGGAUGGGCGUAUGCCAUUUCCUGUAAACCAUGGCACAAGCUCAGAUGACUUGCUAUUGAAGGAUUCUGCUAAGAUCUGUAGACAAUUUACAGAACGUGAAAAAGGAGAAGUUCGUUUUUCUGCUGUGGCUUUCUGCAAGUCUGCCUGAGACUCUGAAGAGAUGCAAGGAAAGCAGUCUAAUAGCACACCAGUAAAUGCAGUCUAAACUCCAGUGCUUCAGUACUUGUUAAAUACAGCUGUUCUGGUAACUUAAAUUGUUUCCACCUUUUGCUAUACACAGGAGCAACAUUGGCUGAGCUUAUGCUAAAGGAUGAGCUCAAGUUUUAAUGUGAACAGUUCGGACACAUCAGAUGUCUUUAGACUCUUUUUUCACAUGUUAAGUAGAAAAUGCUUAACAGGGCUUGUUUAAUCUGUGUCAUGUUAAUUGAGCUGUUGGUUGGUAUUUCCUUGUCCUUAAUGAGAAUAAAUUUGUUCUGCUGGAAGACUAAA